ACUGAAUUGGAUUCGCUUUCCAAUGCAUCAUGGUGAGAUAAAUUUUCCAUUAAAGUCUACCUUAAAAUAGUUUCUUCUAGGGUAAACAACGUGAGGAAGCAAUAUUCAUUUAUAAAGUUAAUCAGAUUCAUAUUACUAGUAAAAGUUUGCUAGUACCUUACUUUAUUAGUUUCUCACCUCAACCCUUCUGUAAUCCUACGACAAACAUCUGGCUGUAGUCUGACAACCUGCAAUCUUCCAUAAUGACAAUGGACAAGGGAAAGGGUCGUGCUAUGGAAAUAGAUAAUCCCAUACAGGAUGGAUCAACUCUUCCCUGGGUGGAAAAAUAUCGUCCUUCUGGAUUAGAGGAUGUAGUUGCGCAUAAAGAUAUCAUUUCUACAUUGGAUCGAUUUAUCAGCACAAAUAAAGUCCCCCAUAUGUUGUUUUAUGGUCCCCCAGGAACAGGAAAGACAUCUACUAUUCUUGCUUGUGCUCGCAAGGUUUAUGGCCCUCAAUUUCGCAACCAAGUAAUGGAACUGAACGCUAGUGAUGACCGUGGUAUUGAUGCUGUCAGAGAACAAAUAAAAAACUUUGCAAGCACACGUCAAAUUUUCUCAUCUUCUUUCAAAAUGAUUAUUUUGGAUGAAGCUGAUGCUAUGACUCUGGCUGCCCAAAAUGCACUUCGAAGAGUCAUUGAAAAAUAUACCAAAAAUGUUCGGUUUUGUAUCAUUUGCAACUAUAUCAACAAAAUUGCUCCUGCUAUUCAAUCACGGUGUACACGCUUUCGUUUUCAACCACUUCCUUCUUUAGAAAUUGAAAAGUACGUUGACCACGUUAUCAAUAAUGAGCGCUGUAAUAUAGAUUCAGAGGCUAAAGGUGCUCUUUUGAAAUUAUCAAGAGGUGACAUGCGUAAAGCACUUAAUAUUUUGCAAGCUUGCCAUGCUGCUUACGAACAUAUUGAUGAGUCCUCGAUUUAUAACUGCGUUGGUCAUCCUCAUCCGUCGGAUAUAGAUUAUUUUAUCAAGUCAAUUAUGAAUGAAGAAUUCGUUACUGCUUACAAUGCUAUCAAUUCCAUUAAGCAGCAAAAGGGUUUGGCUUUACAGGAUAUAAUUACUUGCAUUUUUGAAGCAUUGGACGAACUUCAAGUACCGGCAAAUACACGCAUAUUCAUUUUAGAUCAAUUGGCUUCCAUUGAGCAUCGUAUGUCUUUUGGUUGCUCAGAGAAAAUUCAACUGAGCGCUAUGAUUGCAAGUAUUAAGUCUGGUGUGGAUCUAGCAGCUAAAAGCUAAUGAAGUCCUCACAUUUAAGAAAAUAGUGAUUGACAAGUUAUCACCAAUUCAGAUAGAAAGUAAUAAAAGAAACUAUUGUAAAUGCAUACUAAUUACCGCUGAGUAUCCUUAAUCUUAAAUUCCUUUCAAAAUAUAUUUUCC
Schizosaccharomyces cryophilus OY26 is the source of this 1409-nucleotide messenger RNA. Its product is annotated as DNA replication factor C complex subunit Rfc3. Bases 243 to 1268 code for a protein of 341 amino acids. Gene Ontology annotation, molecular function: ATP hydrolysis activity; DNA binding; ATP binding. Gene Ontology annotation, biological process: DNA repair; DNA-templated DNA replication. Gene Ontology annotation, cellular component: nucleus; Rad17 RFC-like complex; Ctf18 RFC-like complex. Lineage: Eukaryota; Fungi; Ascomycota; Schizosaccharomycetes; Schizosaccharomycetales; Schizosaccharomycetaceae. The record is from RefSeq and is a predicted model, not a curated record. The transcript is spliced from 6 exons.